This is a messenger RNA of Pararge aegeria (speckled wood butterfly), 3936 nucleotides long. It is a transcript of the gene Hnf4, whose product is annotated as transcription factor HNF-4 homolog. Gene Ontology annotation, cellular component: nucleus. Gene Ontology annotation, molecular function: nuclear receptor activity; RNA polymerase II cis-regulatory region sequence-specific DNA binding; zinc ion binding. The transcript has 10 exons. Gene Ontology annotation, biological process: anatomical structure development; regulation of transcription by RNA polymerase II; cell differentiation. Lineage: Eukaryota; Metazoa; Arthropoda; Insecta; Lepidoptera; Nymphalidae. Bases 712 to 2148 code for a protein of 478 amino acids. The record is from RefSeq and is a predicted model, not a curated record.
CAUUAGUUCUCGCUUAGCCGCGGUCAAGGAAGGUCGCGCUGUCAAACCGCAAUCGUCACAUACCCGACACACUACACCCUCGCGUGACCUACGCCAACAUAUCGGCAUUUUGUACCAAAACAAUGGCGCGAUAAAAAAGAAAACAGUUAAAUGCACACUGGUUCGCGUUUCGUUUAAAUAGACUGCUGGAUUUUAAAAUAAUAGCGAAGGAUCUGGUGAAUAUUGUAUUUUAAAUAAGAACCUGGUAAAAGUGAACUUCGAAGAAAACAGAAAGAUCUGGUGGUCUAGUGUCAAUUUAAUCGCAAAACUACCUGUGAAUGUGUUAUAACAGAAGACAACAAUUUAAAAAAAAAAGGUGAAUGUGGAGAAUUUCGGACAUUACAGAAAAAUCUUUGGUCUUGUUGUCAUACCUGAAAAGACGAGUAAAACUACGAAAUUCAUAAUAAAAUACCUGGUGAACCUUGUCAUGCCAAUAAUCAAAAUCUGAUGAACAUUGUCAUUGAAACACCCAAAACCUGGCGAAUGAAAACAGCACAGCGUGUUGAUAGCAUGUAUUAGCGGUAUUAGUGUACUUAAUUGGAAUGCAUUCGAUUACCUGAUUUAAAAAAAAUUAUCAAUUUUAUUAUCAAUUGUCGAAUGGUGACCGUUGCGUUCAGUUGUUGAUAACGUUUGGAUGUGGUGACACUUGUGACUUUUCUUCGUGACUGGAAGAUGCCAGCGCUCGGUUGCGAGAUGGCAGCUUCUCAAGACAUUUACGGGCCGUACCUCUGCCCGGGUGCUGAAUACGUACCGGGAUCAUUUAUGUGGGAGAAGCAUCAGAAUAACAUAUUUUCUAUGCACUCGCAUAAGAGCUCUACGGAAAGUGGCCGAUGUAACCCUAUGCUGACAUAUAGUACAGAUAGUGAUAUGCAACUGGAGACCAGCAGCAGCGAGGCGAGUGCAACUAGUUCUAUAACACUGUCGCAACACUGCGCCAUCUGCGGGGACCGGGCCACUGGGAAACACUACGGGGCCUCAUCCUGCGACGGGUGCAAAGGCUUCUUUAGACGUAGCGUUAGAAAGAAUCAUCUGUACACAUGCAGAUUCAGCAGAAAUUGCGUCGUAGAUAAAGACAAAAGAAAUCAAUGCAGAUACUGUAGGCUAAGGAAGUGUUUCAAGGCUGGCAUGAAAAAAGAAGCCGUACAAAACGAAAGAGACCGCAUCAACUGCAGGAGACCUUCGUAUGAGGAGCCCACACAGGCGAACGGCCUGUCAGUAGUGUCGCUGCUAAACGCUGAACUGCUUAGUAGAAAGGUCAUAGAUGAAACAAACAACGUAACUGAUGCCGAGAUCAACAACCGCAAGUUGGCGAAGAUUAACGACGUUUGCGACUCCAUUAAGCAACAGCUGCUGAUACUGGUGGAGUGGGCCAAGUACAUCCCCGCCUUCACCGAGUUGCAUCUCGACGAUCAGGUGGCACUGUUGCGCGCGCACGCGGGCGAACACCUACUACUGGGGUGCGCGCGACGAUCACUCCACCUUUCGGACGUGCUGUUGCUAGGCAACAACUGUAUCAUCACCAAACACAACAUCGAUGGCAGAAUGGACAUAGACAUAAGUAUGAUCGGCAUCCGGGUGAUGGACGAGAUCGUCAAGCCGCUGCGAGAGAUCGACAUCGAUGACACUGAGUUCGCUUGCCUCAAGGCCAUCGUCUUCUUUGACCCAAACGCUAAAGGCCUAUCUCAACCGCACAAGAUCAAGCAGCUCCGCUAUCAGAUCCAGAUCAACUUGGAGGACUACAUAAGUGACCGGCAAUACGACGGUCGCGGUCGGUUCGGCGAACUGCUUCUAUGUUUGCCGCCGCUGCAGAGUAUCACGUGGCAGAUGAUCGAGCAGAUACAAUUCGCCAAGCUAUUCGGUGUUGCACACGUUGAUAGCCUCUUACAGGAGAUGUUGCUAGGGGGUGCAUCAACAGAGGCGACGUUGGACGAGGCGACCGCGGAGGUGCCGGCGCCAUCGCCGCUGUCGGCCGGGUCGCCGCCACUCGUGCCGCAACUGCCGCUACCUGAGCCCGCUUUGUUCGACGCCGUGCCAUUCAAACAGGAGCCUAACACGAGCCCCGAGCAUCCCUCGCGAGUUAUGAAGACAUCGGACAUUACACUGUUAUAGUCAUCUAUCAGCAUAGAAAUAAAAUAUGUAAUAUUAGGGACGCGAGGCAUUAUUAUUAUUAUUUAUAAUUAAAAUUCUACGAUAAAAACGUAUUGUAAAGAAAUUAUAAAAUUUAUAUUUAUUAUAUGAUAUCAUGUCAUAAAUUAGGCAGCUGUAUUGAAAGCGAAUAACAUAAAAGUAAAUGUUCACUUAUAAACUCGUUUAGUGCGCAGGAGUUCAUUAUGAGGUAAAUUAUCGGAGAUGAGCUGUGCUGUACGAAGCCAGUAAUUUUCCCGAACUAUGGAGUAAUCUUUGUGCCUUUAACAAUAAAGUUUAUGUAGUUAUCAAAGCUUAACCGCGGUUAAAUUCGUAUAUCUUAAACCAAGAUUUAUAUCGUUACAUAUGCCCUUCUCUCUAACUAAGAAUUUUUGGAAACACUGUUAAAAUGUUUCCCAGUCAACGUGUUAAUUUUCUUAUUAAUGUAAAGAUUACGGUUUUAAUAAAUAUCGGCAUUACAUAUCAAAACAGUGAGUUUUUCUGUUUUAGGGUUUUAACGAUUUACAUCUUUGAUUGUUAUUGAUUAACUGUCAAUUGUUUGAUCUUUGAUCGAUUAUUGAUCACUGAUCAUGUUUACUGUAGUGACAUGAAUAUGUAUUGUAAAUGCAUUUUGCAUGUUAAAUAUUUUACAGAUGAAAUAUAGAUUUUUAUACAUUUUGGAGCAAUUUUUUAUGUAUUAACAUUAAGAAUGUGAAAGUGCAAUUAUUUGUUUUCACUUGGCUGUGUGAGUAAAAUAUAUGUUUGAAUAAAAUCCUGUUGUUAAUACAUUAUGCACACGUGGGAAUUUAAAACAUCAAAGAAAUUUAAAUCGGUGAUAUGGAUCAGAUGCCACAACUCCUUGUUAACUUAAUUACUUUUUCUUCUUAAGCUUGUUAUGAAUAGUCUCGAAAUAGUCAUAGUUUAUUAGUAGUACCAGUUACACAUAUUUUUGUACACAUAUUUUUUACUCUUUAUGAUCAAAAACUCAAGUUUGCACAAAAUAUGCCUACAUUACGUAACCAAGAGAAGUCUGAAACCUGACGAAAGGUUCUCAAAAUGUUUCAAAUGUUCGGUUUAUUUUAAUGUUAAAACAAAAUUUCGGAUAAAUUAAGUUACCAUUAUUGAUAUGAAUAGAAGGUAGGUGAUGGUUAUGAAUUUUCUGUUAUUUUUUUCUUGUUUGCUUGACUUACUAAGAAAUUAGGGGACUUAUUUAGCGUUAGUUGCCGUUAACUUUAUUUGUGAAAAUUGUAUUACAUCACACAUGUAUCGACGGUAUUCACGAAAUUUUAAAGUAUUCGUAAUUUUAUUGGCUAUUGAAUAUAGUUCAAGCAAUCUUAUUAAAACUUUCAUAUAUUGGCGAUGUCGCGACACGUCAUAUUUUUUACCUUUGGUGUGUCUUUUUAUGCAUUGCUAUAUUUAAGAUUAAUCUUAAUAAUAUAUGAUAAAGCUGAUCGCACAUUUUGUGAACGCAUCGAAUUUUUGAUAUCUGUAUAAAUUAUGAUUCGGCAUUUCGAUGAAACGGAAACUUUCAGGAAUUGUAUUUCAUACAAACACUUAUUCUCACGUAGCCCCUUACAGCUGAUUAAAUUAAUUGGUAUUUUGCACCCUGUUUUGUGUUAAGAAAUACUCAGUGCAAGUACAGCUAGCAUAGGCAGGAGACAAAAAUUUUAUCCCCGAUUUGAACCACUGACAAGGGAUAAAAUUUAUUUGUUCACCUGCGAAUGGACGGUAACGGAAAAGGAACAGUUUACCACCGUUUGAUAUUUCCAUCCA